This is a messenger RNA of Neoarius graeffei (lesser salmon catfish), 1899 nucleotides long. RefSeq names its product chemerin-like receptor 1. The record is from RefSeq and is a predicted model, not a curated record. The transcript has 2 exons. Bases 192 to 1223 code for a protein of 343 amino acids. Gene Ontology annotation, cellular component: plasma membrane. Gene Ontology annotation, molecular function: G protein-coupled receptor activity; complement receptor activity. NCBI's taxonomy places the organism in Eukaryota, Metazoa, Chordata, Actinopteri, Siluriformes, Ariidae. Gene Ontology annotation, biological process: chemotaxis; inflammatory response; regulation of calcium-mediated signaling.
UAAAAUGUGUGAUUAUCAUCUCAGGUUUAAAUUCUUAGAACUGCAUCCACCCUCAAAGGAGAACCAAACAAAAGAAAUCGUCCAAGACGUUUGACUCACACCAGAAAGAGGAAACCACUUAACUUAGACCUGAAAACGAUAGAGCAGGAACACUGAACGGAAGGCGGCAUUUGAAAGAUCCAAACAGCAUCAUGGCCUUCGAUUCUGCUAAAGCUGAAGCAAGUAACUCCACUGACGAUGAUUAUAAUUAUUAUUAUUAUAAUUAUACAUUGGCUCCACCAGAGGCUCCAACACUUUGCACAGAUGUGCCGUGUGUUUUACUGGCAAUAGUCAAUGUGAUUAUUAUGUUUCUUGGUAUCACUGGAAAUGGUUUGGUGAUCUGGAUCGCAGGGUUUAAGAUUAAGAAAACGGUCAACACCAUCUGGUACCUCAGCCUUGCUGUGUCCGACUUCCUCUUCUGUGCCUUCCUGCCUCUAACUGUGGUCUAUUAUGUUAAAAGAAGUUGGGUCUUUGGGCGCUUCAUGUGCAAGUUGGCAUCCUUUGUCGUGUUACUCAACAUGUUAAGCAGCAUCUUCCUCCUCCUCCUCAUUAGCGUGGAUCGCUGUGUUGUGGUGAUGUUUCCUGUUUGGGCACAAAACAAGCGCAACAAACGCAGGGCCUUGGUGAUGGUUCUACUGGCCUGGAUUUUCUCAGUAUUGCUUAGCUUGCCAGUGGCCAUUUUCCGAGAGACAGCGGGAGGCAACUCAAAACAAAUCUGUUACAACAACUAUGCGCAUGACGAACAACAUAUUACUGUAGUGGUAUGCCAUUUCAUUUUUGGAUUUGUGAUCCCCUUACUGAUCAUCAUCAUUUGUUAUGUUGUCAUCAUCCGAAAGCUGAAAAAUAACCAAAUGGCAAGCUCCAAUAAGCCAUUUAAGGUCAUGACAGCACUGAUAGUUGCUUUCUUCAUUUCCUGGAUGCCUUAUCACUUUUUUAAGUUAUGGGAACUAAAUCGAAAAGAUAGCAUUGUCUUUGAUGGACAAAAAUUUGCAAGCACUCUUGCCAGCGCCAACAGCUUUAUGAACCCGUUGCUUUAUGCUUUCAUGGGAAAAGACUUUAAGAAGAAAUGUUAUGCACUUCUGUCUAAGAUUGAGAACGCAUUCGAAGAGGAAGCCAAGAGCACACUCCGAGGGACGUCUGUUACGAACACAGGAGAUAGCAAACAUACAAAUACUUCUGUUUAAAGGCCUUGUACAGAUCCUGUAUUAACAACAAGAGGAAUUCAUAUCAGCUUCUGUCAUCAAACCAAUGGAUGAAGUUCAUAACAGCAAACUAAAGAAAUACAAAUAAACAGCGCUCUGUAUAAUAUUGAAUAAUCAUCUCAAUGUAUGAUAAUCCUUGCUUUAAGAGAAUGUAUGUGGAAAGAAACAUUUACACAGAAGUAUUUAUGAAAAGUAUUCAGGUACUGAGUUUGAAUUCUAUAUUCAACUGUUCAUAGCUAUUAUAAGUGAUUACAGGAACUAGUUUCACAGAUUAGUUGUAUUAAUUUUAAAUAGAAAUGUAUGUGAAAUGUAUGUUUUGUUGUUCUUUAAAAAUAAAAAGAACUGUCAGCAAAUUGCUCUGCUACAGGAAUAAUAAAACACUUCUGCACAUGCUAUUAUAGGAAAAUAAUCAACUUAGGGUGGGAACAGUAACUUUGCUAACCACUGGGCCAGCUCAUCAGUGAUUAUUUUUCAAUAACAGUAUGGCCCCAAGAAAUUAAUUCCUUACAUACUAGCAGUAUUAUAAAGUUUAGGUGUUACUGGUUUGUAUCUUUAAAAAAAAGUGCUAAUGAAAUGAUCACAAUCUGAAAAUAUAUGCAAGAGCAUUUAUUGUCACCUUCUACAUCACUCUUUAUACUUAUUCACAGAUUGUUUUUAA